GGGCAUCUCUCACGUGACCAAACACAAACCCUCUCGGUGACACUUCCUGUCAGCGGUCCCAGUCGCCAUCACCAACAGCGGCUCUCGCUUUCUCUCCUCCGCGCUCAUCCUGUUCACGUCUCUUCCCCAUCCACACCCCGGUCCGCCAUCGUCCAUCCUCUAAUCCGCUUCUCCUCGUCCUUCUUUCUUUCUUCCUCCCCUCCCGCUCCGAUCGGCAUGGCGCCCGCCGACCCUUUCGCCGGGCGCACCGCCUCGAACUCCAUCUCGAAGCCUUCCCCAGCCCCCAUCCUCGCUGCUCUCUCCACCCACUCCCCGGCCUCAUCCACCCAUUCGCACUCAAAACCCUCUGUCCGCACUGCGUCCCCGUCUUCUGCAUCUACCGCCGUCAUUGAUGAUUGGUCCCAGUUCCUCGACGCAAUCCUGCAAGAACUCCACUGCUCAAUCGCCAAAUACGGCAUACCAUCAAACGACUUCUCCGUCCUGUCCUGUGGCUGCGUCGCCUCCGAGCAAUGGGCCCGAUCGCGACUGCCAAACCUCCAGCUUAAAGUCUGUCCGAACUGUGGCAAUCCGACCGAGCUGAAAAAACCGGUCGUGCCACUCAGAAAUAUCUACAACAUCGUCAUGGACAAGCGCAGGGAGUUGGGGCUGCCGAUACCGGAGGAAGUUGGCUCAGACGAAGAGCCUGAAGAUGAAGCAAAUCUGUUCCGACCCGAGGCUAUCAGCCGCCGCACUUCGUCCCGUAACGAGCCACGAUUGCCCGGAGUGUCUCGUCUUCGAGUAGACACUGGCAACGACUUUGGAAAUAUUGGUUCUGCUGACAGCGGUGAUUCCCUAAUUCGCAAAUCUUCCAGCUUAAGCGGUCAAUCGGAUCUCGUCGAUGGAAGCGCUGGCCGCGUAUCUCUAGAUCGACGUUCUUCCUCAACAAACAAUGGCGGCCCCGGCCUCUCGAAUUCCCUCCCCGUCAGCGGCGGCGGUGGCCCGCCCUCGCCGAAAAUGACCCUCGUCAGUCUUUUCUCGUCCGUCGCACGCCAAACAUUCAACAAUUCAUCAAGCGACUUGUCUCCUCGCGGCAGUGCAAUCCUGACUCCCACCGGCGGUCGACGAGAAACCAACGAGUACGAUAGCGUGAUGUCGUCUUCGUUCACGCCGCCUUCGUCGCUAAUUUCGCAGCCGUCGGCAUCCUACAAAUCCGGAUCCGGCGCGUUCUCGUCUCAGAUUUCGUCGUCGUCGUCUGGCAUUGAGCCAUGGCAGAUGUCGUCGCGCUCAGAUUUCGUGCCAAUAAUGAUGACCCCCGAAGACGAGUUGCGGGAAAAACAAUAUACAGAAAACUAUCCGCUUUAUCGCAAGGACCUGAGGUAUCCGACCCAGACAAGUCGGGGGUUCUCUAUGAUUCCACGUGGCAAGGUGUUUGAAGGAAGCGCUAUCUCACCCGACACUCGGACGUUUGCGCUAGUGGCUGAGAAGCGCUGGGAAGUGUACUCGAUCCCGACCUGCUUCAAAGUCGGGACUACACCGCAGCUGUUGUGUGUCGGUAAGAAUACGGGCGAGUAUGGAAUGUCGUGGGAUACGUGCACAAAGAGGGAUCCGGAUGAGUCGAUACGGAAUAUAAGUUGGGCGCAAAGCAUGGCUGCGAUGUCGAACAGGUUCUUGGUGAUUGCGGGAACGAAUGGCGUGGUGCGCGUGCAUGAUUUAGAAAAAGGCGGAAUGGCUGUCUUCACAGAGAUAUCAAAAGACCCAAUCCGGUGCGUUGCGAUCUCGGAAGACGGCAUAUUUCUUGCUUUCGCAGUCACGUCGCGCGACCUAGUCUCCGGAACCGAGCAACCGACGAUCGUUCUGCAUAACCUGAGCCACCUGCUCGGGAUCACAACCAGUAAAUCCAAGCCGAUGCUGAUCGACAUGCCCUACCGCGAUCCUCUCAAGACUCUCGCCUUUUCUCCCGACGGCAAACUACUCGGCUGCUCGACCGCGCUAGAGUCAAGGUUCAUGGUCAUCAAUCUGCACGACCCCAGCCAUCCCCGACUAGUCAUCCGGUCUUCGCGCAAGAUCGACCCAGCAUUAGAAUCCGAGGGUAUCACAUGUCUGCGGUUCUUCCCCGGCAACAGGCUAAUGGUCGUGGCCUCGGUCGCCUCGGACGCGCAUCCGAUCGUGGUCGAGAUCGUGAUGCCGAACAACGACCCUCCCUCGGCCAAGUUUUCGCGCGCAAUGUCCAGCAGCUCUUUCGGAUCCGGCAGUUUCCCGAGCCAAGACGACGACGACUACCGGAUUGGCACUUCUGCCGGCAGCGGCGGCGCGACCGGUGGCAGUUCCGCCGGCGGCAGCGGGAGCUUGCUCCAGCCGAAACUGCGCAGCCGGUUCCACGAAGUCGGGUCGACGAUCCACCAAGCCGCUGUCUCGCCGCGGGCCAACUCGGUCGCGCUUCUCGACCGCAACGGAACAGUCUACCUGACGCAUUUCCUGCGCGCCGAGUCCGAGCACCGGCGCGUGGUCGCGGUCGUGGACGUCACGAGCGCGAAUAAAAUCAGCGAGUGCGCGUCGAUGCGGUUCUCGCCCGACGGUCAGAAACUGAUCUUGGUCGACCGCAAAGGUAUCUUGUAUAUAGAGGAUUUCGGCGCCAAAGCCGAGCAUGGUGAGACUUUGAAGAAGUGUAGGAUUAUAAAGUGACGUGUUGCUCUUUCACAAUUUUUUUCAUUCCCAUUUUAUUGUUUUCACAACACUUUACUUCUGGAUUUUUUUCUCUUUCGAUGGCUGUUUUUUAUAGAAUUGUUUUAUUUAUUUUCUUGACGAGUGAUGAUUUUACUUACCAUUUAUGUCUCCUCCCCCUCUUACCUACUCUUCCUCUUCCUCCCCUUUUUUCUAUUCUUAUUUUGUAUUUUCUGUAUCUCCUCGGCGUUGGGUUACUUCUUAUUAUUUCUAAUCUAUCCAUUCAUCUUAUCUCUCCUUACCGUCCCACUACAUUAUUCUCGAUCUCCCGCGGUCCAUCUCAUUUCUUCCUUCGUCCCCUCUACUCACUCAUCUUUUCUCACGUUUGAAAUCGUUCUGGGAUGUUGUUACUUUUCAUUUCUAACACAUUUUAUCUCAUAUUGAACGAGUAGUCGUCGUAAUAAUCACUAUU
Molecule: messenger RNA, 3112 nt
Organism: Myxozyma melibiosi
Lineage: Eukaryota; Fungi; Ascomycota; Lipomycetes; Lipomycetales; Lipomycetaceae
Exons: 3
Coding region: 217-2661 (814 amino acids)
Molecular function (GO): protein binding
Source: RefSeq, a predicted model, not a curated record